Messenger RNA from Antechinus flavipes (yellow-footed antechinus), 19174 nucleotides. RefSeq names its product dynein heavy chain domain 1 (gene DNHD1). Lineage: Eukaryota; Metazoa; Chordata; Mammalia; Dasyuromorphia; Dasyuridae. The record is from RefSeq and is a predicted model, not a curated record. The transcript has 45 exons. The coding region runs from base 870 to 16745 and encodes 5291 amino acids. Gene Ontology annotation, cellular component: dynein complex. Gene Ontology annotation, molecular function: dynein light intermediate chain binding; minus-end-directed microtubule motor activity; dynein intermediate chain binding. Gene Ontology annotation, biological process: microtubule-based movement.
AUUAUAUGAGAAUACUUUUCAUACAAUGUCAGAAGAAUUGUAAAGACAAAUGUUAUGAGAAUUCAGAGGUGGAAGUAAGAUUACUUACUGUUGGAAGAAAUGAAGGAUUUUCUGAAGGAAAUGAUAUUUGAGAUAGACUUGAGGGCCAUUAUAAUAAGUAGCAUAUAACAAGUGGGGAAAGCAUUCUGGGCAGAUAAGUUCAGAUGGAAAAGAACUAAGCGUUUUAUUUUUAUUUCAAUGGAGUAUAAUAUAAAUGUAGCAUGUGGUAGUGUGAGAGUGAGUUGAAGUAGAGGGGAAACUAGAUGGUUCGGGAGAUAGAGCACUAACCCUGAAGUCAUGAGGACCUGAGUUCAAAUCCAGAUUCAUAUACUUUUAACAUUUUUACUAGCUGUGUGACCCCGGACAAGUCACUUAAUCCCAAUUGCCUCGACAAAAACAAACAAAAAAACACCCCACCAAUCAAGAAAAAAAAAAAAAACAAACAAAACUGGGUGAAGUACAGAAUAUAAUGGACUAAAUGAAAAAGUAGUCUUAUGUCAUUCCUUGAUUGCCUCUCUUCCUUCCCUCAGUAACCGGUCCUUCCUUCUCCUUCUAAUAUCAUCUACUACUGCUAUGAGUCCUCUGCUCCUCUACUUAGGUCCCCUUUGAAUCUCUUCUCUCCCUUCUCUGAGGACUUUGCUCUCCUCUCUUCCACUCCUCGCUUACUGAUAGACAUGUCCUUCCCUAUUGAAAAGGGAAGAAAAUGAGAGAUGGAUUCCACUCCUGCCUUACGUUAAUGAGGUAUCUCCUUUCUUUCCCAGGUCAGUGUUGGCGUUGACAGAGACACUUGAUGCUCCCUAAGGCUCAGACUCUGUGCUGUGACAAGGGCCAUGAGCUACCCUAUGACUUCUUCACCUAAGGAGCAUGGCUUACCUUCAUCGCCUCCAUCCUCCCCUAUUCUCCUUAAUCAGGAAAUUAAACCAGUAAAACCAUUAGCCUGGGACUGGCAAUCAAAACCAGAGCUGUGGGCUCAGGCCCUUCGUCAACAACUCAAUGCCCAGCUGCAGCUUCCCCAGAAACUGGACCAGUCCCCAGCAGUGGAGCUCCUUUUAGCUGAACUUCAGGUCCUUCUGACUGCUGUACUCAAGGAUGGUAGUCCUGCAGCUUGGUACUACUUAUAUAAUGUUCUGGCCUCUCUGUCACCUUACCAGACGCUGCUUUGUAAACACCUUCACAUAGUCCCUUUACUGGAGCAGUUAUAUGCCUGGGCCCCCCAGAUCCAGGCCCAGCUUGGUCUGGAUUUUCUGGAAGUGCUGAAACAGACCUUUCCGCCAGACACCUCUAUGAUGUUCCCAUCCAGCCACACUUCUUGCAGAAACCAGAAGAAGAUGAGAGUACCAUACUCCCAAGCUGCUUUGGGCCCAUCAUGCCCCUUUAUUCAAGAUGAACAAGGGCAGACACAGAAGUCUGCAAAUGAGGAUGAAAACUGGGUGUACCCUGUGACCCUCCCUCAGCUACAAUAUGCUCUGGGCAUUGUGGGAGUAGAUGUGGCCCAUGAUGAAGCCUUCUGGAUGAAUGGCCUUGGUCUUCUGCCUUUGGCCUUGGCCACAAACAUCCCUGUGAAGUACCUCAGCAGAAAAGAGGAGGAGGAGCAUCCUGGAAGUAGUGCCAGAUACAUACCUCAGCUCUUAACUGCUACUAAAGAAAGGAGCUCUGAAAUGGUAAGCUCUGACUUCUCAUCUGAGGCUAACCUGCUAAAGAACAAGAUCAUUUCUUUUCUUAAGGAGAGCAAAUACCUAUCUCAAAUCCAUUUCAUUUACCUCAAUUUGGCGACUACUCGGGGUUUCAGGCCAUAUUGCCUGACAGUGGUGCCAAAGAGACUGGCAAAUCCAGAGCACUACAUCUUUUCUCCUUUUGGAAUCCUGCAUGUGCAUCCUGAGGAAGGCAAUGAGUUUAUAACCCUGGGGGUCUGGCACCGGCAUGCCAUGCUCUGGGAACGACUCCAAAACAUCUCUUUCUUCAAGCAUUAUUUUGUGAGGAAAGCCUUUACUUGCUGGAGGAAGAAUGUUAAAAGGCAGGUGCUGCAGAAACGCCAGGAUUUCCUGAGGAACUACCUGUUCUUUGCGAUACCCCACUUUGGGAUUUGUCUGCUUCAUAUUAACAGGUUUUUGCAAGAACUACAUUCUGUUUCCUGGCUGCCCCAGGAGGAAAAUCGAUGUUAUACACUAACAGAGCUGCAGCGGGCCCUGGCUAAGAUGAAUAGAGAGGCCUUGAAGGUGUUGCGACGUUAUCUCCGCCUCUCUGCAGCUGUCCUCCAGUUGGUGCAUGAAGACACAUAUCGCAUGCGGCAGGGCCUCCAGGAGCGAGUGGAGAGUGUCUCUGAGUACAGUUCAGCAAAGGGCUCCAUGUACCGAAAGUGGUUUCGUCGGCAGCAGCUAAUGCAGAAGCUGAACCGAGCUGAGCUGUGGUGGCAACUUUUGGGGCGCCUUGCCUGCCUUGUUGACCUCAUGACCUGUCAGAACCUCAUUUCUAUUUUGGAGAACGAGCUGAUCACAUUUGUUACUUGUGUCCAACAGGGUCCAAGGACAGUUGCCUUGCUGACAGGAAAGUUGGCCUUUGAUGAAGAUGGAAAGCUACGUGUGGUGCCAAGAGCAGAACAGAUGGCUCAUAGUUUAUCUGAGGGGUUGAAGACUGUGGUGACCUCAGCCCUAACGGUCAUGAAGACGGCAGAUCCUCAAACCCCUGUACACCUUUUCCAAGCUUCAGAUGAGGCUCAGAUGGGAGGAAGCACAACGAACACUUCAACUAUGCUAGUGGAAGAAGAGGAUGAAGAGGAAUUAGACUCUGCCUUAAUUUCCUUGGCAUUACGGGCCCAGUCUAAUGAAGCCGUCAGACUCUUUUGUGGCCCUGAGACAGAGAUGGUGCGCUCCAGGAAGCCCGACUCCAGUGCUAGACCUCUCGAGGUACUUGGGCACAGAAUAAGAUCCCAGUAUGCUCCUCCUAGCCGAAUCCAGCUACAGAAUGAUUUGGACACAAAUGAUGGAAUCCAAAAGGCUCUGGCUACCCAAAAAACAUUAUUAGAGGAUAUGCUGUUGGAAGUGAAGAAGUUCUGUCAGAAUUAUAAAUGGCUCAGGAACAUUCACCAGUUUCUGAAAAACUGGGGGCCCCAGAAAUUGGAGUCCAUUGAGAAGUGGCCUGCUACAAGAUACCAGAGGCUCCUCAUUGAUCUGGAAUCCUGGCAGAACCGAGUGAGUGAGGUGCCCACCGUAUUGCUCACUGAAAAUCUGUUGCUGCGCCUCGACUGUAACUGUGUGCAGACAGACAUUGGUGAGUUUUCUUCUCUUGUUUCUCUACUGCAUUCCCUCACCCGUUUCUCUUUCUUUCCCUUCCCUGACCUCUUUGCCCUACCUUAUUCUCCUCUGCUCCUUUUCCACCUUCUCACUUCCUUUUUAGCCCCUUUCCCUUCCCUACCUUCUCAUACCUCCCUCCCUUCCCUUUUUUAUUCUUGCUCUCCCUUAUUGCUCCCCCUCCUCUCUUUUCUUCUCCUCAGAUCACAGUUGAAGAAUGUCAAGGAUGACAUCCUGGCUCAGAUGAAUAGUGUGAGGGACACUGAAUGUGAAGAGCUCAUGAAUGAACUCUCAGAGUUUGUGGAAGUUUUCCAAAACAUCAUUGAUGACAUCCAGAUUAUUACCAAGUGUUUCCAGAAGAGGGCUUUGGAUGGGGAGCUGGUGGGAGAGGGCAUAGGUCCUGAGGUGAGGUGCCUGCAGCUGACAGAGGCCAAUGAGAAGAGUGAAGACCUGGAGGAACGAGUAGAUCGUGUGCUUACUCUCAACAACAUCAUCCGAUAUCACUUUGGCGAAUUAUCCUAUGAGGAUGAGGGGCUGGAGAUUGCGCUGCUAGAUGCGUGGGAGACCUUCCUCUUUGAGCAUCAACAGGCCUCUGAGGUCCUACUGGGCAGGCAGAGCACCUUGGUGCCCCAGCUCCAGGAGAUGAUGUCAGAUGCCCUGAAAGAGAUGGAAGACUUGAGCAUCCAGGCUGUCAGUGGUCCUUUCAUGGAUCCCACCCAGGACCAGCACAGCACUGAGCAGGAACUUAUCAAAAUGGAGCAUAGAUAUUUCUCCAUUUCUGCCCACCUGGCGGAGCUGCACCAUGCCUAUGUCAUCCUAAGUGGUACAGAGUUCAUUCCUUGUACUGUGAUGCCCCUUGUUUCUGUCUCUGUGUCUGUCUCUUUCUCACUCCUCGACAAUCCCCCCACUCCUUUCCUUGGGAGAGUCAGGGGCCUAGAAGUACUUCCUUCCUCUGCAGGGGAAUCCUCGCCAGUGCCAGAGCCUCAAAGAGGGCCCCGGCCCAUUUUACUGCAGCAGCGUGUCUGGCAUCUCUUUCGUGUGAUUAGUGAGCAAAUUGGUGAAUGGAAAUGUCUGGCUUUUAGGAAGUUCAGUACCUCUUUGGCCUGGGACAAGACAGAUGAAUGGUUGACUGAGGCUGCCAAGUUAAGCAGGCUAUUCAUGGUGGCAAAUCCCGUAAUACAAACCUGUAUGCACCUGGUGGAGGAAUUUCGGAGCUAUUUGCCAGUGCUUUCUAUGAUGAACUACUCCCACUUGCAAAUCAGCAGCUGGCACGCCAUUUUUCGAGCCAUGGGGGCAGGCUGCCCUGAGAACAUUGAACUCCUGACCUUGGGCCAGCUGCUUUCCUACCCUCUGCUAGAAUACCGAAAUCGAAUCUCUCAGAUUUGGAUUAAUGAGAAUGAGCGCUACCAGAUUCAGGAUAGUAUGCGGAAGCUGGAAGAGACUUGGAAGGGCCAACAGCUACGUCUUCUCAAUUUUAUCCUUUAUGUGCCCUAUGAGCCGCCUCCGUCAGAGAAUUCCCGGAGACAUUCGCACAACCAAGGCCAAGGACAGCAGUUGGAAAUAGUGGCUAAGGACAGCGGUACCUAUAUGCUGUCUGAUAUCAGUAGCCUGCAAGAUGGAAUUCAAGAAAGCCUGCAGACACUACUCAAAAUCUUGAACUCCCAAUAUACUGAGAAUCUCCGGGACCGAGCCCAGGAAUGGGUGUCCAUCUUUCGAGGCUUACGUGCCUUGAUGGAAGUUUGGGUAGUAUUCCAACAGAAAUGGAUUUUUCUGAAUAAAGUUAUCUAUGAGAUGAAGAUCAACUUGCCUAGCCCAGAACUGAAUAAAAGGUUUCAAGUGGUAGAUUCUCAAUAUCGAGAACUCAUGCAGGUCUCCUUGGAGGAUCCUCUGGUGUUAUCCCUCAUGGUGCCCAGCGGGUCACGAAAUCCCAGAUUCCGGGACCAGCAGCUGCAGAGGCUCCUACGUGCGGGCAACCUCGAACUGGAGUACAUAAUCAUUGCCCUAGAAACGGUGCUCUAUGGGGUGCGCAUGCGCUUCCCUCGCCUCUUUUUCCUCAGUGACGGGGAGCUCGUGGCCCUGAUGUCGGCCCCCUGGGAAGCCGCUGAGACUCAGCAUUGGGUGCACCGCUGCUUCCCCCACAUUCAGACUGUGGUGUUUCAGCCAUGCAACACCUCAGGACCCAGUAUCCUGGAGGUCAAAGAAGAGGCUCAGUCCAUCAUGGGCAAAUUUGGGGAGAUCCUGGCCCUGCGCUCUCCCCUGCCCCUACAACAUGAUGUCCCCAAGUGGCUGACCAGCCUGGAACAGUGGAUACGGUCAGCCCUGGUAUAUGGGCUAUCAGACUGUGUGGCUGCUCGCCUGGCCCUAAAUCAGUCCUUGGACCAUGUUUUUCAGCAACCCCAAAGUCCUGGGGAGCCCCACUUGUAUCUUCAUAGUCAUCAUUGGCUAGACUUGGCCCAGGCCUUUCCAGUCCAGUGUGUGCUGGUAGCCGAAGAGGUGGCCUGGCGGAUCCACGUAGAGGAGGCAAUGCAGAAUAAAAAGGUCCACCUCCUUAGUUUCAUGCAGCUCCGUAAAAUGGAGGCCCUGUCCAAUUUUGCCCGUGAACAGCGGAGCACCCAUAUUGGUCACCCUCCCCCCUCACCUCGACUGUCCUUUCUGCUGACCCUGUUGCUUGCAAGGGUUAUAGCCCAUCGGGACACAGCAGUACUUUUGCAGCAGCAACAAGUCAGUGAGUCUGAAGACUUCCACUGGGCCCGCCAGUUAAAGUACUACUUGGGUCCUCAAAACAGCAGCCAAAGCCCAGAUUCUAAUGAGCCAUCUGAAGUUGGCUCAUCCCACAGGAAAAAGCCCACAUGUUGGGUGGAAGUACUGGGGCAUCCCUUCCUAUAUACCUAUGAGUAUGUGGGCCCCGGCCAGAGACGAAUAGCCGCCCUACUGCUUGAACGACCUGCUCUGGGGCUGCUUUUGGCUCUGAAAGAAGCCGCUUGUGGGACCCUUCUUGGCCCUAUUGGUGUUGGCAAGAGUGCCUUAGUGGCCAGACUGGCCUCUGCCCUGGGCCGUCAGCUGGUGAUCCUACACUGUGUAAUGCACAUGGAAGCCCACUGCCUGGGGUCCUACCUGACUGGAGCCCUGCAGAGUGGCGCCUGGCUCCUGCUAAAAGCUGCAGGUGCCCUGCCAGUUGGCUUGCUCUCGGCUCUGGGCCAGCGCUUAGAUGAUCUGCGGUGUCUCUAUGUACCUCUGCUUCUGGGAGCUCCAGAAAUUUCUGAGUUGGAUCCCUUGAUGCCUCAGAUCCUGGGCAGUAGCUUCUUUGAAAAUCAUCAAGUUCUUGUGCGCGUUGGCUAUGGAUGCUUUUUAACACUCACCCACUUGAGUUCUACCUUGCCCACCAACCUGCGCUUCCUGCUUCGCCCUGUGACCAUGGCACUGCCAAACCUAAAACAGCUGACUGAAAUGACCCUGAUGGGUGCUGGACUCCGGGACGCUGUGCGCCUGGCAUCUCGUCUGGCCACAUUCUUCACCUUGGAGCAGGCCCUAGAGCCCAGGCUGCUGCCCAGCCGCCUUAACAUCCUGGUACAGAUCCUGGAGACUACCCUAAAAUUCUUGGAAACUCCUAAGGAACAACAGGGCCCCCAACUUCCUCGAACCCUAGGUGCUGCAGAGGAGGCUGCUCUGCUUCAUGCCCUGCUGCAUUCACCACUGUUUAAUGGUCCUGAGCGACCUCACCUCCUUAUGCUACGUCAGCUGCUCCGUGACAUCUUUUCAGGGGCAGGCAAUGUGCUGGCCACACCAUGGACUGUAACUCCACCCAAAUUGACAAAAGAAUUACGGAAGAUUGGCCUGUAUGUGGAUCCUGAUUUCCUGUGCUCCUUAGAGCAGUUGAGCCAGGCCUUGAGGCAAGUGCGUGGGAUAUUGCUCAUGGGUCCACCUGGCAGUGGGAAGAGCACAUGCUGGCAGGCCCUGGCUAAGGUCUGGAACCAGCUGGUAGCCAGGAACAAAGCCUCUAGAGAUGUUAGGCCUGUGAAAACCACUUCCCUGUAUCCUAGUAGCCUUAACUCAGAGGAAUUCCUAGGCUGGUUUGAGGAAAACUAUUGGAAUCAUGGGGUCUUUUCCCAGCUGUUGUGGGCUGGUGUAAACCAACCUAUGAGGGACCCACAGGGAAUUCAGCAUUGGAUCAUCUGUGAUGGAGUGCCUAGUGCUGCUUGGCUGGAUCCUGUUGCCUCCUUGCUAAGUAAUGCUGCUAAAAUUAGUCUGCCCAAUGGUCAACAAAUACCUUGGCCACAAGAUACCUGGUUCCUGCUUGAGAUUGUGAACACAGCUGGUAUGUCUCCUUAUGUAAUCGGAAGUUGUGCCCUGGUAUAUUGUGGAGGGCAUCAGACAUGGCAGGCUAUGCUUGCAACUCUAAUGACAGAACUGCCUCGAGAGUACUAUUUGCUCCCCCAAACCAUGGUUGAGUUGCAAUAUCUAGCGGAUGACCUAGUGCCCCCCAUGCUUCACUUCCUAAACCGCCAGGGUGCCAACUCUGUGCUCCAUGUCCAUGGACAGCCAACAUCCAGCCCAGGUGUGGCAGAGAUCCGCAGCAUGACCCACCUCCUCCAAGGGCUGCUUAAUCCCCACCUGCACUACACAGAAGAGGAGCAAUACCACAUCACCAAUGGGGACAACUUGAGCCGUUCAAGCUCAAUGGUCCAAGACUCUGAAGGUACUCAAGAAAGCAUAUCUGCUGAGGGACUCCAGAAAGACAUGGACGGGGACAAAAAACGUCGAAACCAUUUGCUGGCUAUCAAUAGCUUCCUCUUGGCUUUUAUUUGGGGCUUUGGAUCCCAUCUCCCAUCCAGGCAUUGGUCUACCUUUGACAACUUUGUUAGGGGAAUUUUGAAGCACCACUGUGAAUACCCUGAGCUGCCUACUUGUACCUCUGUGUUUGACUUACAUCUUUGCUCUGAGGACGGAUCGUUGGUGCCUUUCUCAGGCCUGUAUUUGAGCAAACGGAUCAAGGGAACUAUAGGGACCUUCAACUUUUCAGCCCAGGCAGAAUGUGUAUUGUAUGUGGCGGAUCUCCUCUUGUCUGCGGGACAUCCUGUGCUGCUGACUGGAGAGACUGGCUCUGGAAAGUCUGCCUUUGUGGAAGUGCUGGUGGAGCCCAACCACCCAUGUGUGCAUAUACCAAUCCAUUUGGCUCUUACCACAACUCAUCUAAGAAAUCUUCUGACUCAAGAGAUCCAUAAGCAGAACCAGAAUUGGCCGGGGAAAAUAGUGCCUUCCAAGGGCUCUUUUCUUUUCUAUCUGAAGGAUCUGCAUAUGGCAGCAGCUGACCCCACGAGAAAAUGUCAACCUGUGCUGGAGACACUGCGACAGGUCCUGAGUCAUAGCACAUUGUAUGAUGACGACACUCUGGAGCUGCAGGCAGUACCCACCACUUUCAACUGGCUGGCCACAGCCACAGCCCCCUGCUGUUCUGAGCUGCCUUUGUGCUCACGCUUGACCCGGCUCUUCACAGUGCUGCUGCUGGACAACGUAAGCCGGGUGACCAUUUUAUCGAGGCACUGCGCAGGGGUCCAGGCCUGGCUUGAGCGCUUCCCCUCCCUAGAGAAGCAAGAAUUGAUGGCAAAGGCACUGGUCACUGCCACUCUGGAUGCCUGGGAGGAAAUGCGGACCCACUUCCCCGUAUCCCCCCACAGACCUCACUACCGCUUCUCCUCACACACUAUAGAACAUCUGCUCAACAGUCUGCAGCUGCUCUACCCUCGCCCUCCAGUGCGCCUUGCUCACACACAGACUCGGCUGGAGCAGCUUCGUCGCAUGUCAGGCCUCCGGGGCACCCACUUGGCCACUCUGGUGGCCAUCAGGACUGUGGCCCACCUCUGGCUGCAUGAGGCCCAACGCAUCUUCGCCGACCGCCUUAUUACAGACACAGAACGGGAGCGCUGUGUUCAGAUGCUGCUGGCUGUUGCAACCAGUGCUUUUUGUUCAAAUACCGCUUACAAGAGCAUUUGGGAAUCAGAAAAGGUAGAGGAGGAAAGGAAGGAACUGGUGCCUGAGGUAGAGUCUGAGGAGGAGUUGGCCCAAUGGGAAGAUCACAGCAGCAGCGAAAGUGAAGAUGGGGAUGAACCGGGGACUAGAGACUUGCUGGCCUUGACUGUGAGUUGGUCUCCACUGGGCCCUGGUCCCAAAACCCUGAACUUGCCAUUGACUGGGCCAACACCACUUGACCAGGUCUCUCCAUCAGUCAUCUCUGUGACUUUGAGCCAUAAGAAUAUUUCCUCUACAAAGCUAGAGAAAAAAAGUAAGAUCCGGUGGCAGAAAGCUGGUCAACUGUGUAUCUCCGCCCCGCUAUUGCUACCUGCGCUGCUGCUGCUGCCCCAAGAACGGGCCUCUGAGCUGCUCUUCACCCAGGAACUGUCACUGGAAUCCACUAUGGAGGAAUCUAGACUCUAUUUGCAGCAAACCUGGGAGGUUCUAGAGAAGCAGCUGGAGACUGUGCUGCCAGAGUUGGGCCCAGGUCCCCGGCUUUCCUCAUGUCGCCCCUUUGCCCAGCAUGUGGCCCGCUUGGCCCGGGUAUUGGCUGGUCCACAACAACAUGGAAUUCUACUAUCGUAUACCAGGGGAACGGGACGACGAACUGCUCUAUACCUGGCUGCCCGACUUAGCCAGGCUUGCCUCUUUGAGCUGCCCCUGGAGCCAAAUGAGGCUAUGUUGAAAUGCCUCAAGAAAGCCGCCUGGCAUGCAGGGUUCGUGGGCAAGCCAGCAGCUUUGAUGGUGCCAGAGGGAGCAAGUUCCUCCCUUUUGAAUCUUCUUUUAGGGCUUGCACAAGAAGGGUACUUCCCUGGCCUGUACUCAGAAGAGGAGCUGAAAACCAUUGCUGAGCAACUGCCUUUAGAGAAUACAGCCAUCAAGAUUAGACCCAAGAAGGAAAUGGUGAUAUUGAGGUUCCGCCGGCUGGUAUGCAAUAACCUCCAUGUAUUCAUCUUGAUGUCUGAGAGUUCCAGACCUCCUCAGAUCCGCCCCACCACUUUUCUGGCUCUCCUUGAUCGUGCUUGCAUCAGCAUUGACUAUUAUGAGCCCUGGAACAAGACUACCCUGAUCAGCCUGGCCCAGCAUUACAUAGAGAGUAUUUUUAACAAAAGGCUAGAACUUGGUAAGCCUGACUCAACUGAUUUCUCUACCUUCCCUACCCCAUCCUUGCUGAAGCUUCUCCUGAUGGGACUACCUUUCUUCUUUUUGCCAAACCCUGGUGAAGUACCUCCUCCUUUUCCUCACUGUCUCUUCUCCUCUUUCCCCCUUUUUGAUGCUCAGUUCCUUUCUUUAUUCCCCUUUUCUUCCCCACUUUCCCACAUUCAAAAGGCUGGAUUUCUUGCAGAGUGUCCUCGGCUCCCAGCUCUGCAGGCCUCUGUUGCCAAUAUAGCCAAAGUUAUGGCUCUGAUCCAUCUAUCAGCUACCAAAUACUAUCAGCUCCUCUGCCCACUGCUGCCCUUAGCUACGCCCAAGACUUUCCUGGACUUCUUGGAUACCUUCUUGCUGCUGUACUUCCACCAAUCCAAUCGCAUCCAGAACAAGAUCCAGCGGAUUCAGACAGCCCUGGGGAAACUGACCAUGGUGAUAGAGCAGAACAACGCCCACUAUCGCAUGGUGGAAAACCUAGAGAAUGAGCUGCGGAAUGCCCAUGAGGACCUCCUUAAUUGUCAGAAGCAGCUGGAGGCAGACAGGAUGCAGUAUUUUCAGUUCUUAAAGAAUUGUGAGCAACAGGAAGUACUCAUCGGCAAUCUUACCAAACAGAGAGACGUACUGCAGAACCAGGAAGAGUCACUAGCUGAACAGCUGGACAAGAUUUUCUUGGGGCCCCUAAUCCAGCUUAAGAUGGCUGAUGUAGAAGAGUUGCGUAGUUACAGAGCUCCCCCUGCUUCUGUGGUGGCGGUGACUGAUGCCCUCUGUGUCCUGUUCCAUUGCCCCCCAGGAUGGGAGAGCGCCAAGCAACUACUAGGCAAAGAGGGCUUUUAUGAGGACCUUUUAUUCUUUAACAAACAGACAGUAGGAGAAGCAGAUCUGCAGAGGCUGAGUCAGAUAAUGAAAGACCCAAGCAUGAAACAGGAGAAGUUGUGUCAUGUGAGCCAGGCUGCAGCAGGGCUAGCUUCCUGGUUGCGGGCUUUAUUAUGCUUUGGAUUGGCACGGCGCGAAGCGGUACCCACAUCGAUCCUACUGAAGCGAGUGGAGGACUCGCUGUUGUCUGAGCAGAACCGCAUGGGCCGCUGCCAAAUGCAAACAAGGGAGCUUCUACAGCAAAACCACAUCCUGGCUCUUCAGGUUGAACAGGCGCGGCAGUUCCACAAUCUGCUGGCGGAACGGCUCAGUAAGGUGUUACAGAGCCGGGAAACAAAGGGACAGGUUCAGACUGCCCUGCUCAGCCCCAUGAAUGUAUGGACUGGCCAUCUUCAGAAGCUGAAAGGGAACUGCCAGACAGUACCUGGAGAUGCCUUGCUCUCUGCAGCUGCCAUCAAUUAUCUGGGCCCCUUCCCAUCCUCAAGACGCCAGGAGAUCCUGGACAAAUGGUUGGCACUCUGUUCAGGUCGCCAGGACCAUCUGGACCCAGAUGAUGUGGCCUUAGAAUUGGACAGAGAACAGGGCCUACCAAAAGAAUUGGAAGAAGUCCAGAUACCCACCCAAAUACCCUUUAGCCUAUUGUCGGUGCUGAGCUCUGAGACUGAGCAGCACCAGUGGGACCGGGACCUGAAGCCCCGUGCAGUGUCUACACGUCUGGCUGCCCUUUUUCUCCGCAGUCCCACUCACAGGUGGUCUCGACGAUGGCCCCUGAUCCUCGACCCUGAUGACCAGGCCUCUCUCUGGCUGCUAUCUCUGAACCAGCAGGAUAAUGAAGAUAUCCUAAAAAUGUCCCAUUAUCUCGAGAGAUGUGAGAAAGAAGUUGAGGCUGCCUUGGAUAUGAAAGGUUUUUCACACUUUUCAGGGAACACCGCUGAGGAGGACAGAAAAGAUAAGGAAGACAAGUCUUAUGAGAAAGAGAAGAAGGAAGAAGAAGAGAAGGUAGAGAAGGAAGAGGAGAAGGAGAAGGAAGAGGAGAAGGAGAAGGAAGAGGAAAAAAAGGAGAAGGAAGAAGAAAAGGAAGAGGAGGAGAAGGAGAAAAGAGAGGAAAAAAAGAAGGAAGAAGAGAAGGAAGAGGAGAAAGAGAAGAAGGAGGAGGAGAAGGAGGGGGAAAAGGAGGAGGAGGAGGAGGAGGAGGAAGAGGGACAGGAGGAAGAAGAGAACAUGUCUAUUCCAAGCUUAUCCAAUUCUGCAAUUGUCUUCAGAAUGCUUUCAGCCAAUGAUACAAAUCUGGGAAGAGAACUGCUAGAAGCAGCUGCCAAUGGUGUGCCGGUGCUGUUGAGAAAUGUGGAGCUGGGUCUGUGGUGUCCUGAGUUGCUGUGGCUUCUUCGGAGGGAGCAUCUGUGCCUUCCCGAAGUACAUCCCAACUUCUGCCUGUACCUGAGCACCAGCCUGCACCUUGAGGCUUUGCCAGCAGGUGAGGCCUGGACUUGGAGAUUGGUGUGGGGUCACCUUCCCCAUUUCUCCAGGAUUAUUUGCUGCUAUCACUCAAGGACUCUUCCUCUUCCUCUUCCCCAGCCCUUUGCUACAAGAUCCAAUUUGCUCUUCAACAUCUUGGAUAGAUGCCCCAAACUGUUAGGGCUUGGGUGGAGAGAAUUUGCUUUUGAGGAAACUGCAUGGGGCCUAUUUCCAGGUCUGAGCUCAGAGACACUGAAGGAUAUGAAUAUAAUAGAAAUGCACACAAUUCGAGAGGUGUUAGAGGAACAGCUUUUACAGGAAGUCAUAAGAGCCGAGAAGCCAGAUUUAGAGACAAGAUGGCAUAGCCUGGAGCUCAACAUACUGAAUGCUUAUGAGCGAAUUGAAGCUACUCAGGAAAAGCUGCUGAGGAUGGUGUUAAAUAUGGAAACAGAGCAACUGGGCCGAAAGUAUCUUCUACGGGACCUGCUGUGCUACCAGGCAGAGCUCUAUCAACAGAAGGCUCACCUGGAAGAGCUGAAGGAGUUGGAGGCCCAAGAGGCCGAGUUUCAUACACAUUUCCGGGAUGUGGCUUAUCUAGGCACCGCCAUAGCCCAGGCCACAUCCUCUCUGCAGAAUUUACACCCCAUGUACCCCUUGGCCUUAGACAACUGUCUGACAGUGACCCGCAGGACUCUGGCCAGCAUUGACCACCCGCUUCCCCCUCAGCAUGGGGAAGACCUGGAGAGCCACCUGCAGGAUUUGAGAAACCGAUUAACUCGAAGGCUGCUGAACAAUACUCUGCUCUCCUUACAGCCCCGCCAUGGCCCCCUCGUAGGGGUGCUGGGGGCCCUGGCCUUGCUGCAGCUCUCUGGGCAGGCUCCUGUCCUGGAGAGGCUAGCGCUGUGCCCGGGACUAGCAGCCUCCCCGGUGGUGGAGCAGAAAGUGCUGACCUCAGAUGUGGCCUGCCCCUCCUGGCUGGGGCCCAAAGCCUGGAAGGAGUGCGGCUUGCUGGAGCUGCUGCCCCCCUUUGUGGGCCUGAGGACUUCCUUGGCUGCCAACUCAGGGGCCUGGCAGGAAUAUCUGAGUUUGCCCUCCACAGUGGUGGGGCAAACCCCGGGCCUUGGCCCCAAGCCCCUGAGCUUGCUUCAGAAGCUGGUGCUAUGGCGGGUGCUACAACCAGAGCGGCUGGCGAAUGCCUUGGCUGACUUUACCACCUGCCUCCUGGGACGCUCUUUAUCUGAAGAUAAGGUUCCAGCUAUCAACCCCUACAAGCUGAGCCGCCCUACACGGCCCCUGAUUGUGCUGAUGCCCCCACCAGGCCACCCUACUGCCUCUUCACACCCCUUAUCCUUCAUCUGGAAACUGGCAUGCCAACAUAAGCAGGAGCAUCUGCAGGUCAUUGGACUGGGUUCCUCUCUAUGGGACUCUUCUCAGGCUGUGACCACAGCCCUCAGCGAAGCGAUGAGAAAGGGCAACUGGGUAGUGUUGGACAACUGCCAUCUGAUGUCGUCUUGGUCAUCUGAGCUCCUGGAACCUUUGUUGGGGAUGUUAGAUGGGGCUCAGGUGACAUCAGAAGUUUUGCCUCAGGUCUUGCACCAAUCUGUGACCAGACACAAUCUAAUUAUAAAUAAGAAUUUCCGGCUAUGGCUUAUUUCCUCAAUUAAUGCUAUUGACUCUCUUCCAGUGGUGGUGAUACAUCACUCAGUUCCUAUAUUCUGGGAGCAGUCACUGGAACUGGGCCACAUCCUGAUAUGCAGCCUGCAUGAAAGAUCUGAGCAAAUCCCAAGAUGCCUGGACAGCUCCAAAACCUCAGUGUCCCUAACUUCGGCUGUGCCAGUGAUGUUCCUGCACAGCCUUCUGUUGUACCGGCAGCUCUAUGGGCCCUGGCUGCAGGCCAAAUGUGGCAAAUGGAAUCAAAUGGUUCUGAAACAGAUUCUAAAAGUACAGGAAUGGAUAUGGAAGAAGUUCAGCAAUCACUGGGUGGCCCUGCAAGAGCUGACUGGCAAGACCUUGUCCCUUCCCCCUUUCUUGCAGCUUCAUAUAGCCUCUCAUGAGGUUCUUGUCAUCAUUCCCACUAAUCAUUUAUCUUCUCUUCCUUGCCCUUUGGCUAACUUCAUUUCUCCUUUCUUCUGUCUGUCCCCAGUCUCUGGCUUCCUCUGGCUCCCUCUACUCCCCCCUUUUUACCUUUCCCCCUUUUCUGACUCCCAUCCCACCCAUUUUUUAGUUUCCUUUGUUUUCCCCAUUCUUGAUCUCUGCCUCCUUAAUCCUUUUUCAGGAAAUGGACCUGCAGGGAACAGAUGGGGAGCAAUUUUUUAUGGUGGUCCUAUGGCUGAUCAUGAAGACCGGGCUACCAUAUUCAGUCUUGUCCGGGUUUGUCUAGACUCCAAAAGUAAACUGAAACCACGCAGUUUUACCCCAAGGAAUCUGUUGGCCAGUCUUAUACCAUGCCCAGGUAUGUCAGAGCUGGAGGCGUCUUCGGAGGUGGAGGCCCAAGCGCACCUGAUAGCUGCACACUUUGAGCCUCGCUGUUUUGGAGUCAGUGAAGGGCCCCAGGCCUGGUUAGUAAAGAAGAAAAGUAGGGCCCUAUGGGCAUCUCUACACAAGGCCCAAAACUCCUGGGAGCCUUCUGGACUGCCUAGUGCCCAAAUGCAGGCCCUCCAUCAGAUGGAGCAUCGGCUGAAGCAUCGAGUGUCCCAGGCUAUCCGGAGACUGAAAGCACUGCAGGCCAUGCUGACCUUGAGCUCUCCUAGCCAGUCUUUUGGGGGGAGCUCCUUCAAAGGGCUGCAAACCCUGGAAGGCUUCUUGGAGGGGGAGGCUACAGCAUUAAGUUUACUGAUGCUCGAGCUCCAUAGUGAUCUGAGCUGCCUGGAGAGCCAGCUGGCCGGGGGCCUUCCCUGCUCUUCCCCACGAUGUGAAAAGGUGGCCAUAGCUCUGCGGGCCGGCCGGCUGCCUCCUCCCUGGCGGCGUCACAUGUCUGCUGGGCCCCAGCCUCCCUGGCUCUGGCUGCACCAGUUGUGGCACCGGGGACAGCUGCUAACCAGAUACUUAAAUCUAUGUGCACAGCUGGAUCUGGGGAGGUUUGAACAGCAGAAUCGCUCAUUUCACCUGUCUGCCUUCCAUCAUCCCAGAGGGUUAUUCCUGGCUAUUCGCUGGGAGGCUAGUCACAACUGGAUUACUCCCUACAACACUCUAAGUUUAAGGAUAAGUACAAUUCCUGGCCGUGGCCAUCCACCCCCGUCCUGCCCUGCCUCCUACCCUGGGGCCCACCCUCACUUCCAGCUUAAACCCAGUUUUAUUGCCCUCUCCCGUGACUCACCCCAAAGACAGGAGCAUGGCAGACCCAGAUCUGUUCAGCAGAGUCAUAGUCUUGACCUCCGGAGUGACUCUGAAGCUGGCCUUAGACCUGAUUCCAAUCGAGGCUCUAUAAACAGAUAUUCUAUCUAUAGCCAACUUGGUGGAGGCACUGGCAGCAGCUCCAGGCCCAACAUGGGCCACUUCCUGGGUACCAAUUUUGUCUUUGGUCAUAAUUUCAACACUGCCAUACCUCGACAAGGGAUCCAAGGAAUCAGUCUUCACUUUCGGGUGGAAUGUGGACCCACACCCUCAGCUUCUGAGGAUGGCCUUCUAAUAAUGGGACUGCUUCUCCAUCAUGCCGAAUGGAAUCCUGAGGCCAUGGCCCUGCAAGAUGGACACUCAGGCAAGCCCAGCCCUCUGCCCCCUGUUAGCGUCAAUCCCCACUUCGUUAACCAAGAGCCUCCCUUGCCUUUCUCUCCUCUGCCUUUCUAUCACUGUCCUGUCUACCUGGGAGGACUUGUGGGCCACUCAAAGCUCGACAGUGCCCACCUCUUGUUCCACCUGCCACUGCCCACCAAACUCUGUCCUGACAUCUGUGUUCAGCGGAGGGUGUAUGUGUGUAGUCCACCCCUGACUUGAGCCAAUAUCUGAAUAAAGCAUGGAAAUGGCUAAAGGAGUGGGGUGUUGUAAUAUCCACUCUAGCUCUCUGGAGGGUCUCUGGAUAGGCCUUGGUCUUUAGGUAGAGAAGUGAUGAAGGAGGAGAGCCACCACAAGGCUGGUAUAGAAUGUAGUCCCAUAUCUUCUCUGUGUCUGUGUCUGAGACUCUUCUGUGUCUCCCAGCCCUUAAAUACCUAAGUACAAUUACAUCACCACAGCAUACUGAGCAUCCUCCAACUGCUCAUUACAUCAUUAUCACGUUAAGUAUAUGUUUAGAGAACCAUUAUCUCACAGUGAGUAGGUGCUUACCUAUAAAAGCACCCUGCUAUCCUUGAUUCAAGCAUACUUUUUCAGAUUCCUGCCCACUAUAUCUCCCGCCUUCUUUUGUUUUAGAACACAGGUGGUCACACCCUCCCUGACUUCUCAGAAAGCGAGAUGAAAACACCAAAGGGAAAUGGGGAAUUAAACCAGAUAUUUUUUUAGCGGGUUUCUUAAGAAUCUCACUUGAAACAGGUAUACAUAAAUCCAUCAGUAUGGGAGGUAUUAUGCAAGCACAUAGUAAUACAACAGGCUAGUAGUGAUGUAACACACAUUAUUCAACAUAGUGAUACAACAAACAAUAUGAAUAUACAUGUCUAAAAGUCCUAGAAGGAGGGUAUGUAAAUAACAAUCACACAUACGCCUCCUUCAGCAACCAAGAGAUAGUCUGAAAUCAAUGUACUGUCAAUUACUUCAUGUAUCAAAGAAUCCAAUGAUUCCUGCAGAUUUUGAAGCCCUGCAAUACUCAUUAUGUAUCAGAGAAUCCAGUGAUUCCUGCAGAUUUUGAAGUCCUGAAAUAGUCUCAUUAACAAUUUUUGAUGUUCAUGAGUCAAUUGCCAUACACACUGGGUUAACAGCCAUGCUUUUUCAGUGGCACAUCCAAGUUUCUUAGGUCUUCUUCAUUUCAAGGGUCUGCUCCAUCUCUCUCUGAUGGACAAGGCGAAUAUGGCUCGUUGGCACCCAUCUGAUUCCUUCUCCUUCUGUAGAGAUACAAGCAAACCCUGUUCCCCAAGCAAUUAACCCGUCGGGUCCCUUCCAUUCAUCAUUUUCUGGAUUUCUCCACAUCACCUGGCAAUUAUCUAAAGAUAGUAGAGCUGCUUGCACUGGGCCCUUCUCUAGUGGAUUAUAAAACCUGUCUGCUGGAGCAAGUGCAUCUUUGUCAAAAAUCAAGAAGUUAAUAGUAUAAAGACUAAAUCUACAAGUUCUCUAGGGUUACCUGUGGCUUCCCUUCUUUUGUUAUUGGAGGAAUGUCUUGAUGUCUCUGUUUCUCCCCUCUACUAUUGCCUGUCCUUGAGGAUUAAAGGGUAUGCCAGUGGUGUGUAAAUCUUAUACUGUGCACAAAAGUGUGCAAAAUGUUUAGAAGUAUAUGCAGGUCCAUUGUCUGUUUUUUUUUGCUUGUGGCACACCCAUAAUGGCAAAUGCUUGUGUGAGGAAUUCAGUGACUACUCGGGCUAUCUCUUUUGCUGCUGGUAUUGCAAAAGUGAAUCCUGAAAAGGUGUCUACCACAACAUGGAUAAAAGACAGACGACCAAAAGAUUUAUAAUGGGUCACAUCCAUUUGCCAAAUUUCAUUGGGUCUCAAACCAUGAGAGUUCUUCCCUGAAGGGAGUAUAGGAGCAUAGAAAGGAAUGCAAGCUGUACAGGCUUUUACUAUGCUCCUAGCUUCCUCUCUUGUUAUUCCAAAUUGUAAACAUAAAGCUCGAGCAGCCUGAUGAUAUUCAGAAUGAGAUGCCUGGGCUUCUUGAAAUAAAGGAUUAUUGGCCAACAUGGUUAGAAGGCUAUCUGCCUUUGAAUUACCAUAAAAAAUAGGACCUGGAAGUUCACUAUGAGAGUGGACAUGCAAGAUGUAAAUCUUAGCUGGAUGCAUUCUCACUUGUUCUUGAAGUUCCUUAAAGAACUGAUAUAUAUUACAGGCUACAAAUUUCAUUUGGGUUCUUUGUACCACACCUACUGAAUAGGCUGAAUCAGAUAUUAGCAUCUCCUUGAUAAUAAGUAAGAGCUAGCAUGAUUGCAUACAAUUCAUUCUGCUGAGUGGAUGGAAAAUGAGUUCUGGCUACUCUUAUGGUUAAAUCAUGAGAGUAUACAGCACAAGUGUUAUAUUUGGAUGCAUCUGUAAAGAUAGCUUGUCCUUUAAGAGGAACCUUAGAAAUCUUUUCUUCAAAAAUCCAUUGCAAUUAUGCAAUAGUCGAGUUAUCUUUAAAGGAGAUCUGUGUGUAAAAUUUGGAGUCGUGGCCAAUAAAAUUUGCCACUCUGGGAUGUUUUCACAGCAUGCAUUAAUUUGUGCAUUGGUAUAAAAGGUGUAUAUCUUGUCAGGUCUUAUCCCAGAUAAUUGUACUACUCACUUAAUGGCCUUUAAUAAAAUCGUAGCCACAA